AUGUCUGCUGAAGAAUUCAUUGAUGAGACUGGUAUAGAUGCUUUAGCUCUGUCUGUCGCAAACGUCCAUGGAAAAUACCCUCCAAGGGCCCCAGAUCUACAUGCCUUGAGCUCGAAGAAAUGUGUUUAUUUGGUGCUUCAUGGAGCCUCUGGUUUGUCAGUGGAACUUAUCAAGGGAUGUAUAGAGAGAGGUGUGACGAAAUUCUGCGUGAACACUGAGGUACGCAUGGCUUACAUGGAGUCACUCAAGAGCCCGAAGAAGGAUCUGGUCCAUGUCAUGGCAGCUGCGAAAGACGCCAUGAAAGCCGUUGUUGCUGAGAAGAUUUAUCUUCCUGGUUCAGCUUGA
Pistacia vera is the source of this 345-nucleotide messenger RNA. RefSeq lists its product as uncharacterized. The transcript has 4 exons. Gene Ontology annotation, molecular function: aldehyde-lyase activity; zinc ion binding. NCBI's taxonomy places the organism in Eukaryota, Viridiplantae, Streptophyta, Magnoliopsida, Sapindales, Anacardiaceae. The coding region runs from base 1 to 345 and encodes 114 amino acids. Gene Ontology annotation, biological process: carbohydrate metabolic process. The record is from RefSeq and is a predicted model, not a curated record.